GGGUUUAAUUUUGAUGUCGGUGUAGCCCGUACCGGUGAUAGUGCGAGUGGGGGCUUAAUACGGAAGAACUGAUGACAAUCUUAGAUUGACAAUUGAUAAUCUCUCAAUCUCUCUCUUGUAUGAGUUAUGAUUUCAAAUGAAAAAUCAUCGAUGAGGAGACGAGCAUCUGAUUUUCGAAGGCCAGUGAGGAAGCGAUACUCGAAUCUCUUGUGGCUGAUUCCAACCGCCUUCUUAAUUUUGUUCAUCUUCGUUCUUUUCGGUCGACAUAACCGAUCUGAAUUCGAUCUUUCUUCAGUUCAGAGGAAUUCUAGGCAUUAUGGAUUUGUUGAAGGACUUAACGUUACUGAUGAAAUGUUGAGUCCUCGGUCAAUUACACGACAACUGAAUGACCAAAUUGCACUUGCAAAGUCUCUUGUUGUGGUUGCGAAAGAAAGCAAUAACUUGCAGUUUGCAUGGGAGCUUAGUGCACAAAUCCGUAAUUCUCAACUCCUGCUCUCAAAUGCUGCAACGAGGAGGAUUCCAUUAACAAUUAAGGAGUCGGAAACAGCAAUCCGUGACAUGGCUAUCUUACUCUAUCAAUCCCAGCAACUCCAUUACGACAGUGCAACUAUGAUAUUGAGGCUUAAAGCUAGGAUUCAAGCGCUAGAGGAACAAGUUAGCUCUAUCAAUGAUAAGAGCUCGAAGUACGGACAAAUUGCUGCUGAGGAGGUCCCUAAGAGCUUGUACUGUUUGGGCGUUCGUUUGACUGCUGAAUGGUAUACACAAUCUUCUAAUCAAAGGAAGAUAUCUGGAGGAGAUUUGAAUUCAGAAAAAUUUAGAGAUAAUAGUCUUCAUCACUUCUGUGUGUUCUCAGACAACAUUCUCGCGACAUCAGUGGUGGUCAAUUCAGCCGCCAUAAACUCCAAUAAUCCUAAUAUGCUUGUAUUCCACAUUGUGACUGAUGAAGUCAAUUAUGCACCAAUGAAGGCCUGGUUUUCCAUGAACAAUUUCCAUGGUGUGACAAUUGAGGUUCAGAAAUUUGAAGAUUUCAGCUGGCUUAACGCCUCUUACGUCCCUGUCUUAAAGCAGCUCCAAGAUUCUGAUACCAAAAACUACUAUUUCUCGGGAAACAGUGAUCAGAUGCGCACGCCAGUCAAAUAUCGCAACCCCAAGUAUCUCUCCAUGCUUAACCACCUCAGAUUUUAUAUUCCGGAAGUUUUCCCUUCUCUUCAAAAAGUAGUGUUCCUUGACGACGAUGUAGUUGUCCAGAAGGAUUUGUCGCCGCUUUUCUCUAUUAAUCUGAAAGGAAAUGUAAACGGAGCUGUGGAGACUUGUACGGAGACGUUUCACAGAUACCACAAGUACCUAAAUUAUUCUCACCCAUUAAUACGUGCUCACUUUGAUCCUGAUGCAUGUGGAUGGGCUUUCGGAAUGAAUGUGUUCGAUUUGAUCGAGUGGAGAAAGAAGAAUGUCACUGGCAUCUAUCAUCACUGGCAGGAGAAAAACGUUGACAGAACAUUGUGGAAGUUGGGUACAUUACCUCCUGGGCUUUUGACCUUUUAUGGUUUGACUGAGCCUCUUGAUCCCAGCUGGCAUGUAUUAGGAUUGGGUUAUGCGAAUGUUGAUCCUAAAGUGAUAGAGAAGGGAGCUGUCCUGCAUUUCAAUGGAAAUUCAAAACCGUGGUUGAAGAUUGGGAUGGAAAAGUACAAGCCACUCUGGGAUAAAUAUGUUGAUUACUCUCACCCAAUGAUGCAGCAAUGCAAUGUCCAUUAACGCACUAGUGGCUGAAAGGGUACUUAUUUGUCAUCAAACAAGCAUAUGUUUGCAGAUAAUUAUAUAGAAUGUGUUAUUAGAGAGGGCCCAGAGACAGUUGAAACCUACAGAUAGUGUUGGAAGGUGCUUAGAAGAAGGGGGCAGGAGUUUAAGAAAGUUUUGCAAAUGUUAAAACCAACCUAUUAUGUAUAGUUUACAAUUAUUUAAAAUUGGAGAAAAUAUUUUGGUUUUAGACUAUAGAUUAGGGAUUCAUUACUUGAUAUUCUUUUUUCUCUUUUUUAUAAGGAUUUUAGAUACUUGUAACUUAUGAUUCUAUAAUGGUGUAAGUGUGGAUUUUAUCUGGUGUUCUUAUAGAGGCACGCUCAAUAUACAAUUAUUAUUAUUCUCUUCAAAAUGUAUUUA
Impatiens glandulifera is the source of this 2154-nucleotide messenger RNA. RefSeq names its product probable galacturonosyltransferase 10. Bases 127 to 1752 code for a protein of 541 amino acids. Lineage: Eukaryota; Viridiplantae; Streptophyta; Magnoliopsida; Ericales; Balsaminaceae. Gene Ontology annotation, molecular function: polygalacturonate 4-alpha-galacturonosyltransferase activity. The transcript is spliced from 4 exons. The record is from RefSeq and is a predicted model, not a curated record.